This is a messenger RNA of Merops nubicus (carmine bee-eater), 1586 nucleotides long. RefSeq names its product TBC1 domain family, member 23 (gene TBC1D23). The transcript is spliced from 12 exons. NCBI's taxonomy places the organism in Eukaryota, Metazoa, Chordata, Aves, Coraciiformes, Meropidae. Gene Ontology annotation, biological process: embryonic brain development; retrograde transport, endosome to Golgi. The record is from RefSeq and is a predicted model, not a curated record. Gene Ontology annotation, cellular component: trans-Golgi network. The annotation marks the transcript as partial.
AAUUCUUAGAAACGUCACCAGCCAAUCUCAACUUAGAGGAUAUAGAAGAUCUCUUCUCUUUGGCACAAUAUUACUGUAGCAAAACUCCAGCUUCCUUCAGGAAGGACAACCACAGUCUUUUUGGCAGCAGCUUGCUGGGUCUCAAAGAUGAUGAUACAGAUUUGAGCCAGGCUCUCUGUCUAGCAGUUUCUGUGUCUGAGAUUCUUCAAGCAAAUCAGCAACAAGGAGAAGGAGUGAGAUUCUUUGUAGUGGAUUGCAGACCUGCAGAGCAAUACAAUGCUGGGCAUUUAUCAACAGCAUUUCAUUUAGACUCAGAUUUGAUGCUUCAGAACCCAUCAGAAUUUGCACAGUCUGUAAAAUCUCUGUUAGAAGCACAAAAACAGUCUAUUGAGUCUGGCUCCAUAGCUGGUGGGGAACAUCUCUGCUUCAUGGGAAGUGGCAGGGAAGAAGAAGAUAUGUAUAUGAAUAUGGUGCUAGCACACUUCUUACAGAAAAAUAAGGAGUAUGUAAGCAUUGCCAAAGGAGGAUUUAUGGCCCUCCAGCAGCACUUAGCAGAUAUCAAUGUGGAAGGACCAGAAAAUGGAUAUGGCCACUGGAUUGCUAGUACCUCAGGCUCAAGAACCAGCAUAAACUCCUCUGUUGAUGGUGAUUCUCCCAAUGGUUCCAGUGAUGGAAAAGGAGUAAAAUCCCUGGUCAAUAAAAUGACGGUUGCUUUGAAGACUAGAUCUGUGAAUGUGAAAGAAAAAGUUAUUAGUUUUAUUGAAAACACAUCUACUCCAGUGGACAGAAUUCCUUUCAAUAUUCCCUGGCCAGACAGAGCAAGCCUGGAGCGACAUGUCAGCAGCAGUGACAGAGUGGGAAAACCCUACCGUGGUGUGAAACCAGUGUUCAGCAUUGGAGAUGAAGAAGAGUAUGAUACUGAUGAAAUUGAUAGCUCCUCAAUGUCAGAUGAUGAUCGAAAAGAGGUGGUCAACAUCCAAACAUGGAUAAAUAAACCUGAUGUGAAGUAUAACUUCCCCUGUAGUGAAGUAAAAGAAAAUGGACACGUGUUUCCCAGUCACCUCCUAGUAACAGCAACUCACAUGUACUGUUUGAGAGAGAUUCCAUCACGGAAGGGACUGGCUUACAUACAGUCCCGACAGGCACUCAACUCUGUGGUGAAAAUCACAUCCAAGAAGAAACACCCAGAACUCAUCACCUUUAAAUAUGGAAAUAGCAAUACUUCAGGCAUAGAAAUUUUGGCAGUUGAAAGGUAUUUGAUUCCAAAUGCAGGUGAUGCUACCAAAGCUAUAAAACAACAGAUCAUGAAAGUAUUGGAUGCCUUGGAGAGUUAAUAACUAAAGACUUUGUAGAGGACAGUUUAUAAAGAAGAAGCAGCCAAGAUACUGUAUGUGGACACAAGCUGUUUCCCAACUGAAUACUAACUGAAGAGAAUUUUUCUGGUUUCUGAUGGGAGUGCCUGAGUAGCAGGCUUAAGAUGGGGUAAAUUAUUAUCAAUUUCUGAACAGGAUUUUAAGUUUUUCUUAUUGUUACUAUUUUUUUGUUAGUGUUUUGAAGAAAUGUUUAUUAUAGAGGUCAGUUUGUUU